Pogoniulus pusillus (Red-fronted tinkerbird) is the source of this 3002-nucleotide messenger RNA. RefSeq names its product abraxas 2, BRISC complex subunit (gene ABRAXAS2). Gene Ontology annotation, cellular component: nucleus. The record is from RefSeq and is a predicted model, not a curated record. The coding region runs from base 12 to 1256 and encodes 414 amino acids. NCBI's taxonomy places the organism in Eukaryota, Metazoa, Chordata, Aves, Piciformes, Lybiidae. Gene Ontology annotation, biological process: attachment of spindle microtubules to kinetochore; mitotic spindle assembly; protein K63-linked deubiquitination. The transcript has 9 exons. Gene Ontology annotation, molecular function: microtubule binding; polyubiquitin modification-dependent protein binding.
CUGUCUGCAUCAUGGCGGCUUCCAUCUCGGGCUACACGUUCAGUUCCGUCUGCUACUACAGCGCCAACAGCAGCGCUGACCACGAGGGAUUUCUGCUAGGAGAGGUGAGGCAGGAGGAGACGUUUAGCAUUAGCGACUCGCAGAUCAGCAACACUGAAUUUCUGCAAGUGAUUGAAAUCCAUAAUCAUGAGCCUUGUUCAAAACUCUUUAGCUUUUAUGACUACGCAGGCAAGGUUAAUGAGGAGAGUUUGGACAGGAUUCUUAAGGACCGAAGAAAAAAUGUCAUUGGAUGGUACAGAUUUAGGAGAAACACUCAGCAGCAAAUGUCAUACAGAGAACACAUCAUUCACAAACAGCUGACACACAUCCUUGGAGUGCCUGAUCUUGUCUUCCUUCUCUUCAGCUUCAUUUCCACUGCAAAUAACUCCACGCAUGCUUUAGAAUAUGUGCUUUUUAGACCAAACAGAAGGUAUAAUCAAAGGGUGUCACUUAUGAUUCCCAAUCUAGGCAACACUAGUCAACAGGAGUACAAAGUUUCUUCAGUGCCAAAUACUUCUCAGAAUUAUGCCAAAGUUAUUAAGGAACAUGGUACUGAUUUUUUCGACAAAGAUGGAGUGAUGAAGGACAUCAGGGCUAUCUAUCAGGUUUACAAUGCACUUCAGGAAAAAGUACAGGCAGUAUGUAUAGAUGUAGAAAAAAGCGAGCGUGUGGUUGAAUCUUUUCAAGCUGAUGUAAACAAGUUGAAAAGGCAAAUCGCACAGAAGAAAAGUGAGAAAGAGCAAGAAAUAAGAAUGCAACAGGCAAUUCUAAGCAGGCAAAUGCCGACAGAUAACUUGGAGCCUAUGUUUGUUCCACGAAUGUCCUACACUGGGUUUGCUGUGGAAGGCUGCACACUGGAAGAUUCAGAUGUGUCUGAUCCUCCCCCUCCGUAUUCUGAUUUCAAUGCAACCAGUCAAGAAAGUACUGUUGGUAACAGCCUCCUGGAAAGCAAUGUUUUUAUGCCUCGACCUCAAGCAGUAGGUUCUUCCAGUUAUGUUUCCCCAAAUGUAGGAUUGAAAUAUUCUGGUAAUGGAGCAUCCAUGCCAUCUUCCCAAAGAGCGGUUGGUGACAAUGUUGAUGAAUCGGAAGACAGUGAUUAUGAAAACUUGCUUGAACCUACAGAGUCAUCUGACAGUGAAUACUCACAGACAAGAGAUUCACGACCUUCAGCACAUCCUGAUGGAGACUCCAGGAACACUCACACCUCUCAGAUUUGAUGGGGAAGGGAGAGAAGAAAUCCACAUGACACUGGUGUUUUUUUCCCUAAUUGUUACAGAGAUUUUGGGGAUUUAACCUGGAGGAAAGGAACUACACAGAAAUGUAGAAGACUUGCACUAGAUGGUUUAUCCCCCCACCCCCCCCCCCAGUGAUACAUUUUGCAAGUUUUAUAAUGGAAUCAUUAGGAUAAUCAAGUUGUACUAAUACUGAUGAGGUGGUUGGAUGUACUGGUAAACUUUAGGCAAAAUGAAAUUUAUAGAGAUCUUGUAGCUUUUGUUGCCGUAUCUUCUUGUAAGACAAUAAAUUGGGAUGUAGUAAAAACUAAGCACAGUUAGUCAACAAAAUAAUGUUCUCAAAUCAAAACUUACCUCUUGCACUAUCAUGCCUUGAAUUUUAAUUUUUGAAAGGGAAAUAAAUCUUAUCAGCCGCCUUCAGAAUAGCUUUCUAUGGUAAGCCAAGCUGGCCUUUGCAAGCAGAGAGAUUUUGAUGGUCCUGAGAAGCCUGAUGGCAACAGAUGUGGUCCACCUUCUUCUAUGGGUGUGGUCUUUGAACAGAGAAAGGGUUUGUUUCAACUUGUUUUUUAACUAGCAGAAUGUGUGUGUUUCACUUUGAAAUGAUGGUUGCCUUUCUUUCUGUAAAGGGUGUGUGGGGGUGGGAUGAGAUGGCUGGUAAAUCAUCCAAGUGAAUGUCAUAAAUAGCAUUCUGGUUUUGCUGGGUUUACAAUGACUUUAUGCCACACUAGCCUCGUUUACUGUCUCAUUUGUUAUUUUAGCAUCAAUACAAAGUGCACAUACAGGAGUAAAUGACUGCCAGGAGUAGUAAAUCCCAUCACAAUUGGACUUUGGAGUCUGCAAAUUACGAACGUGAGAGACUGCUUCUUGUUUUAUUUGCAUCUGAGUCUUGGAUGUACACUUCUAGACGAGUUACUUUAUGUAAUGAAUAGAAGAGAGGGUAGAAGAUUGUUUGGGGAGUCCCCUGGGUUUAUUACCUCUCUUUCCUCUGAGUGAAAUGUGUAAAUGCUUAUUUUCAUUUGGAUUUCAACUACUUGUCAGCAAAUUGUCGUUUGAGAUAAAGGAAAUGUGGUAUAUUUAGAGAGCUUCGUGUUCAGAUGCACUUACUUUUAUUUAAAUACUGCCUGUAUGCUAAUGUUGCCCAAAAUAUGUGAAAUUGUGCCACUGAGAAGUUUGUCUUACUGGACUUUAUCCCUGAUCUGUAAAUGAGAAAAUGCCCUUUUUAAGAUGAGGUUAUCUUAAGCAUUUUAUGGCUUUGAGGUGUGAAAAACCACUUCUUUGGUUUACACCCAGAAGGACACAGCAGUCACUUAAAAAUUUAAAUAUAUCUGUUUUACAAAAGACUAAAAUUUCAGUCUGUAUUGUCUGUGUAGGCAGAGAUCUGUUCAUUAGCCUCUUCUCGAGCAAAAUGACUGGAAAAACACACCUUCUGUCAAGUGAUUCCACCUUUAGACAUCCAGUGGUCUGGUUUAACUCUUUUUGCAUUACUCUCAUUAGCCUUAACUUGAUGCAUUUUGUCUUGGAGUGGUGCAAUCCACUUAACAGAGACCAUGCUCUGUUGUUACUGCUGGCUUUCUGCAGGCAUCUGUGGAUCAGGCCUGGAGACUUGUGUGUGUUGAAAUCAGGACUGACAAGAUGGCAACAAGUGGAGUUUAUUCUGCACAGAAACCUGCAAAAUGUACAUCUCUGACAAAGCAGUUAAAUGUGACAAUAAAAUAUUAUUUAAUCCUGUAA